GACAUUUCACUGAGCUCCAGAUAGGCUCAGCGUUCCGGAGUGCAGGUUUCCUUUCGCACAUCCUCUCUUCUUCCAUUUCUCCUUCUACACCUGAGUGUCCGGAGUAGGUCGGUUCCGCACAGGAUAAACGUUAGCCCUUUGAAUUAUUUCCCCAACGACACCAACCGACUACAGAAGCCUCAAGACAUCGCUUGGUCUGGCGUUACUGGUGUGAACUGCCCAGUUUCGAGUUGGCACCGUUGUAGAUAUCGCUGGCAGCAGUGACUCGUACCGGCAUUUCGUCUUCACUUGUCGCGCCAUGGAUCUGGUCUCACAGCGAGCGGCGCAGCAAAGCGGUCGGCGAGUUGUGGAAUAUCGUGGCCACUCGCCGCCCGGGUUCAACAUGGGAGUCCUGCCGUUCUACGGAUUUGUGGCACAUAUGGCAGUUGACACGGAUGGUAGCGACCAGGAGAAGCAAACGGAUGACGUAUGCAAUAGAGUUCCAAGCCAGAAGGAAGAAGUAUCUGGCAAAUCUGGGCAAUCCAAGGAAGCUGCUGUUGAAGGCGAGGCAGGGCAAGACACCUAUCAAGAUGAAGGAAUAAGACACAGUACAGCCCCUCACUCUCCUAGUCACCAUUCUCAGGGCAAGUGCCGCUCGAAACACAAGCGACAGGGUAAGAUACGCCGACCCGUGCCUGUGAAGCUAACGCGACACGCCGUUGAGAAGAUUGGCCGGCGGAACAUGCUGCUGCGCAAGACUUGUCAGUACGUGAUGAACCACGCCAAGGAUGGGAAGUUUCUCCGACAUGACUUCAGCAAAGUAACCAAUGAUGAAGGUGAUAAUAAGGCUGGACGGCUACCCUCGUUCAUCCAUCCCGCUAUCACUCCAAACAUCAGAAAUGUCCUGGGAAUGAAGAGGAAGGAGAAGGAAAAUGCCGAUGGUGAAGAUGAGGCGAGUACUGCAGUUCCUGCCAUGAGCAACCGUGCGCGUGACAACCCCAGAGCUAAAGAAGACCAUAGCGGACAGGCAAAGACGCAACCAGGAAGGAGAGUGUCCAAAAUCGGUGAAUUUCCCCACCCGGCAAGCACUCCAGUGCUUCGGAAAAUCCUGUCCUCCGAAUCGGCAACUCCGGUAGCAGAAGCCAACAGCUGUAUGUCACGGAAAGAGAGGGUGGCGGCAUCAACGCAGCCUGGUGGAGUGGAGACUCCUGGCCGCUGGCCAGCACCACCAAUGACAACAGUGCACGUGGUUAAAGAGUCCCCUCCAGCAUCACCAGCGCCGUCGGCAGCAGUGGUAAUAGAUUCAUCAUCACCAGCAUCACCAGUGGUGGUGGUGGCGGCAACACAUUCACUGCCGUCGUCACCAGCAGCGGCGAGAGCAGCCGCGCCGCCCAUACCAGCUGCAGUAGCCAGAACACCACUAGCACCCGCAGUAGCAGGUUACAGCAGCACACCACAGGCAGCAGUGGCGCCAGCGCAGAGACCCCCGCCGGUCCAGCAGAUGAGCACCAUGAUGGUGCCAAUCGGGGCACCGCGGCAGCAAUCGGCACCCAUUCAAGCAGCACAUCCCGGUGGCAAUGCUCCCAGGGUGAUCAUUCCAGUGCCAAGUGCAAGUAUACCAGCUCAGCAGCCAAACACUGGUGGUUUGGUACACCCAGGGGCGACCGCACCCUAUCAAGCCGUGGCAACUACCUACGCCACUACGUCACACUCGUAUCCACAUGUACCCGUCCCAACCUCAACUCACGAUAGCGAAAUGGAAGCAGCCGCAGCAAGAGCGGCAGCCAGAGCGCGCACAAUCACACGACCGUCGCCAGCAGAGUGGGCGAAACAGCAGCUGCUGCCCCCGACAACACCUGCGCAGGUCUCCUACACUAGCGUAGGCCAGCAAGCAGGCCCUCAGACCGCUGUAAGCAUGGGCCAGGUGUACGGAGUGCAGCCUCAAUUUGUACCUCUCCAACCGAGCAUGUUCCCACCCAUCCAGCGCAUGCAACACAUCAUCACGCCUGGCCCAAUCCAAGCCGGCACCAGAUUCGUUGCACCCACAGGCGCUGCCCUAACCUAUGCUCCCCUGCACAUGGCCCCAAUGGCAAUGCCAUCGCCGGUAGACAGUGAUGUGGCAUCAAACAUAGCAGCACCGCCGUCAGUGUGCAGCCUAGCACAACGAGAGCACUCGUCCAUGGCGGCUGGGUCUGUGGCCUCGACGCAUCGCUCCUGGACACCGUCGGAGCGCUCCGGAGUGCCGCCAUCACCGGCCUCCGUGAGGUCGCAUGCAGCCAGUAGCAGUGCGGAUGUAUCUGAUAUACUGCCACCGCUGACGUCACUCCAUGCACCAGGGCUCAGUGCAACAGGUAACGACACACAUGGCCGUGAUCAGCAUGGCCGUGAUCAGCGCCAACACAACCUGCCUAGUAGUAGUGCUAGCAACAACAGUGACUUGGCUUUGUCACACCCAGCAUCUACACGGCCUGUCAGCAAUAGCAGAGCAACGAGUAGUCAUGCCGUUACCAAUACACCACUGUCUGGAUCAAUGACUGCGGCUAUAUCGCAGAUGUGGGAUGGCGCAGCACGACCCAUGCCCAUUCAGCCUAAAGACGGCAAGCAUGCCAGAAACACACACCAGUCGGGCAGUGACCAGCCGGAGGAAGGCAAGCGAUCCAAAUCUCACCGCUCUUCGUCACGCGACAGCAGCCGAGCAAUGCGCAAGCGCAAGGAACAGCUGCUGCAGCGGCUCGGCUGGCACGCCAUGCAGGUCCUCUUGCGGCAGUCACAGCAAGAGAAACGGGCUCGCGAGGAGCAGGACCUAUCACAAAGCGAACCACCGCCACUCAUCUCUACCUCGAAUAGAGCUCAUCACGCAGAACAGUAGACAAGACCUUGUUUUCAGCUGAAAUCCAAAUGCAGACCACGAACGUGUGUCCUUAACCUUCAGAAGAAUUUUGGGAACUCUAUCACUUUUGACCUGCUACCCGGCACACACGCGUGGAGCCUGAGUACAGCUAUAAUUGUGCACAGUACUGUUGGAUUUUUGGCAUUUUUGCAGUUAAGAACGGAACUUAUUAUUCACACUCAGGAGUAUAACUCUGCAUACGUAAUUAUAUGUUUGGAUGAUA
Messenger RNA from Sycon ciliatum, 3092 nucleotides. RefSeq names its product mucin-17-like. NCBI's taxonomy places the organism in Eukaryota, Metazoa, Porifera, Calcarea, Leucosolenida, Sycettidae. Bases 299 to 2848 code for a protein of 849 amino acids. The record is from RefSeq and is a predicted model, not a curated record. The transcript has 2 exons.